AUGUGCGGGGCUUUGGGUUGGACUGCUUUGAAACUCGAUAUGGCCAAGGCGUAUGACCGGAUGGAAUGGGGCUUUUUGGAGGGGAUGUUAGUGGCGUUCGGUUUUGACCGGGCGUGGAUCUUACUACUCAUGAUGUGUGUUACAUCUGCUGGGGCCCGAGGUGAUAUCCAUGGGAUUAGGAUUACGAGGGCGGCCCCUUCGGUUUCGCAUCUCUUUUUCGCGAACGACAGCUUAAUGUUCUUUAGAGCCACUCAGUUUGAAGCACAAAGGGUGAAAGAUUGCUUAGAGAUUUACAGUGCCACAUCGGGACAGGUCAUAAAUUACGAGAAGUCUAGUGCCAUGUUCAGUUCGAACACCGAUCCAACUACAAGGGCCUUAGUGACAGAAUGUGUAGGGGUGCGUGAAACUACCGACUUUGGCCGUUAUUUGGGACUACCAUCAGCUCUGGGCCGCAAUAAGUCAGCUACUUUCCGUUUUAUUGAAUAG
Molecule: messenger RNA, 486 nt
Organism: Ipomoea nil (Japanese morning glory)
Lineage: Eukaryota; Viridiplantae; Streptophyta; Magnoliopsida; Solanales; Convolvulaceae
Exons: 2
Coding region: 1-486 (161 amino acids)
Source: RefSeq, a predicted model, not a curated record